Lagenorhynchus albirostris (white-beaked dolphin) is the source of this 3478-nucleotide messenger RNA. RefSeq names its product glycerol kinase 5 (gene GK5). Lineage: Eukaryota; Metazoa; Chordata; Mammalia; Artiodactyla; Delphinidae. Gene Ontology annotation, molecular function: glycerol kinase activity. Gene Ontology annotation, biological process: triglyceride metabolic process; glycerol metabolic process; glycerol-3-phosphate biosynthetic process. The transcript has 16 exons. Bases 53 to 1696 code for a protein of 547 amino acids. The record is from RefSeq and is a predicted model, not a curated record. Gene Ontology annotation, cellular component: mitochondrion.
UAGAGCGCGCCCGCUCGGCUGGAGGCAGGUGCGGAGAGGCGUGGGGGUCGGGAUGCCAGGGCCGCCCACAGUCGCGGAGCAGACGCGCCCCGAGCAGAGCGCGCCGGACCCGCGGCGCGCAGGCUUCGUGCUGGGGCUGGACGUGGGCAGCUCGGUGAUUCGCUGCCACGUCUAUGACCGCGCGGCGCGGAUCCGCGGCUCCAGUGCUCAGAAGGUAGAAAGUCUUUAUCCUCAAGCUGGCUGGGUUGAAAUUGAUCCUGAUAUUCUCUGGCUUCAGUUUGUUGCUGUAAUAAAAGAAUCUGUCAAAGCUGCAGGACUAGAGAUGAAUCAAAUUGUCGGUCUUGGCAUCUCAACACAGAGAGCAACUUUUAUUACGUGGGACAAGAAAACGGGAAAGCAUUUCCACAACUUCAUUAGUUGGCAAGACCUAAGAGCUAUUGAACUUGUAAAAUCUUGGAAUAGUUCUCUUUUAAUGAAGCUCAUACACAGCUCCUGCCGAGUGCUGCACUUUUUCACUAGAAGUAAACGAUUUUUAGCAGCCAGUUUGUUCACUUUUACAACCCAACAUGUUUCUUUGAGAUUGGCCUGGAUUUUGCAGAACCUGACUGAGGUGCGAAAGGCAAUUGAAGAAGAAAAUUGCUGCUUUGGGACUAUUGAUACCUGGUUGUUACAUAAGCUCACAAAAGGUUCUGAAUUUGCCACAGAUUUUUCAAAUGCCAGUACAACUGGACUUUUUGAUCCAUAUGAGAUGUGUUGGAGUAAGCUCAUCACCUCCCUGCUUUCAAUCCCGCUCUUUCUGCUGCCUCCCGUGAAGGAUACAAGCCACAAUUUUGGAUCAGUGGAUGAAGAGAUAUUUGGCGUGCCUAUACCAGUAGUGGCCUUGGUUGCUGACCAGCAAUCAGCCAUGUUUGGAGAAUGCUGCUUCCAGACAGGAGAUGUGAAGUUAACCAUGGGAACUGGGACAUUUUUGGAUAUUAAUACUGGAAAUAACCCUCAACAGAGUGUUGGAGGCUUUUAUCCAUUAAUUGGGUGGAAGAUUGGGCAAGAAGUGGUGUGCUUAGCUGAAGGCAAUGCAGCAGACACCGGUACUGCCAUACAGUGGGCUCAACAGUUAGGGUUUUGUUGUUGUUGUUUGUUUGUUUUUGUUUUUGCAGAUCUGUUCACAGAUGCUGCUGAAACUGAAAAAAUGGCCACAAGUUUGGAAGAUUCUGAAGGAGUUUAUUUUGUUCCAUCUUUUAGUGGAUUGCAGGCUCCAUUAAAUGACCCCUGUGCAUGUGCCUCUUUUAUGGGUUUGAAGUCUUCCACCAAUAAAUACCACCUUGUACGAGCAAUAUUGGAGUCCAUAGCUUUCAGAAACAAACAGUUAUAUGAGGUGAUGCAGAAAGAGAUCCACAUUCCUGUAAGAAAAAUCCGAGCAGAUGGAGGAGUUUGUAAGAACAGUUUUGUCAUGCAGAUGACUUCAGACCUGAUUAAUGAGACGAUAGACAGACCCGUCCACGUUGAUAUGUCCUGCGUAGGUGCAGCUUCUCUAGCUGGCCUUGCUGUUGGGUUUUGGACUGACAAGGAGGAACUAAAGAAACUGAGGCAAAGUGAAAUAGUUUUCAAGCCACAGAAGAAAUGGCAAGAAUAUGAAAAAAAUAUGGGAAACUGGGUCAAAGCAGUGAAACGCUCCAUGAAUUGGUAUAACAAGACAUAGCACUAACGGAAUGACUGAAACCACGCAUGGCUGGUUGCUGUGAUGUGCAGAUGAGACAAAGCUCAGGGACAACAAUACGACCAUGAAUGAGAGGAGAAGACUGGAGCUGAGCUCUGCAACUGGAGAGAAAAAGCACUGCUUUUUUGAAAACAAAACAAAACUCCUCAUUGAAAAAAUUCUAAACCUUGGUAAGAUUGUAAGGCAACAAUACCUCAGAACUUUUAAAUCUUCUGUUUUGUAGCAAAUUCCAAAGGACGCUAGCUAUUUCCAACCAUGUUUUGACCGUCACGGGUCCUCCUCCUGUUUGUACUGGGCCAAUAUGAACAUAAUUGUUUACUAUCUGAGUUAAUAGUUCCGGGUCAAGCACUGUUCGUGUUUUGUUCCAAAAUGAUGUGAAAAGUGUUUCCUUAAUUCUUUAAAAUGAAGUGGGCUCUUUGAAGUCCAUAUAGUUAAAAAGAAAGAAUAACCAAGAAAAUGUGGAAUUUUGAUAUUUGAAUUUUAAUAUUUUCUAUUUAAAGCCAUAAUUGUUCAGUGUUGUAUCCAAAUGUUAGCUCAAUAUGUCUCUUUUAGAUAGGCUCAUUUGGUAGUCAAUUCUUUCCCUUAUUGGGUUUAAAGACACUGCCUUAAUUUUUCCUUGUUUAACCAAAAUCUGAGCUUUCUUUAUAUAUUGAAAAACACUGAAAAAAAUCAUUUUAGUUAAUAAAACCAAAAAGGGUAUUGAUUCAUUGGGUAUUGAUUCAUAAGGAAUAGGAGAAUACUUUCUUUCUCAGAUAGCAUUCUUUCAAAAAUUUCUGGGUAAAGUAUAAAAUCUCAUUUUUUACAAAAUACACGUAGUAAAUAUAAAUCUUGCCUUUCUUCUCCUCUUCUCUAUCCUUCUUACUUGUUGAGAUGCUGGUGUAAACGUCUUUUAUUUUUAUUAAGUGCCUAGUCGACAGAGCUUAAUUUGAAGAAAGUGCCCUAAUUUAUUGCUGACUUAAGAAUUGCCUUCAUUGGGGUAUUUUGCUUGUCCAGGUAUCUUUCUUGUUUUUGUCCAAUCUACUCAUCUCUCUGAGAUUUGUGCAGUGAGGUAGCUGACAGAGGGGAUGGGAGUGUAGUCAAGCUAGUGACUGCCCCUCAGCCACUGAGCCAGAGAUCCACAGAGAGGAACAGCAUGAGUCGUACAUUUUCAAACUCACUUGAUAGAAACAAGGUAGAGUAAGGUAAGAGCUAAGAGUUGUGAGUAGCUUCAGGCCAGAUGUAAACUUGUCCUAAGGCAAGUUGACCACCUUCCAACAUGUUCUCAUGUUAUUUGCCCCUCCCUGUUUUGGGGCUAGGUUCCUUUUAGAUUUGCAGCAAUAAUGUAUUUCCCUCUUGGUCAGGCUUUAUCAUAUCACAUAAAGUCCUACUGUUGUAGAACUCACUGUUAAAUAAUAAUGUAAUUAAAGAAGUGACUGUUAUAGGGAAGUUUGCUGUUACUAUCAUGUACGUCCAUUUCAGAGACAGGUAAUAGAUAUUAGACUUGGAAAUAUUUUUGUUAAGUCAAGGUGUUUUGUUUACUGUAAUAAGUCAGAUCCCCUUAUGUAGAUAACAUCUUACUCAUUUCAUUCUUUCUGUUAUUCACAUCCUUUUUUACAAAGCUUAGUGGCCAAUUAAAAGCUUUCUUAUCAAAGUCAUAUGAAAGCCACUCUGUUUUACUAUUUCUUAUAGAGUCUGCUCCUCAGUGGGUAUGAUGUCCAUAGGAAAUAAUUGUCUUUUUGUAUUAGGAUGUACUGAAUUGUGAUAUUAUUAAUACCUAAACAUUUG